Messenger RNA from Elaeis guineensis (African oil palm), 2144 nucleotides. Its product is annotated as clathrin interactor EPSIN 1-like. Gene Ontology annotation, molecular function: phospholipid binding; clathrin binding. Gene Ontology annotation, biological process: endocytosis. The record is from RefSeq and is a predicted model, not a curated record. NCBI's taxonomy places the organism in Eukaryota, Viridiplantae, Streptophyta, Magnoliopsida, Arecales, Arecaceae. Gene Ontology annotation, cellular component: clathrin vesicle coat; endosome; plasma membrane.
AGCUCCCAACCCACUUCCACCUCACCGCCCUGCUCCCACACCACCAAAAAAACAAAAACAAAAUAAAAAAGGGGGAAAAAAAAAUACUCUCACGUCUCUUGGACUAUUUGAGAUUCCGACCCUCUUUAAUCUCUCGUCGCUGUUAAUUUCAGUCCCUCCUCCUCUUCAGGCCAUAUCCCUCCAAUUCUAGAUUUUGGGGCGAGAUCGAGGUCCUCUCCUUCGGUCGUACCGGCAAUGGAUUUCAUGAAGGUCUUGGAUCAAACUGUACGGGAGAUAAAGAGAGAGGUUAAUCUUAAAGUGCUGAAGGUGCCGGAGAUCGAACAAAAGGUUCUUGAUGCAACUAGCGAUGAACCUUGGGGUCCUCAUGGAUCUGCUCUAUUGGAGAUCGCUCAGGCGACGAAAAAAUUCACUGAGUGCCAGUUGAUCAUGAAUGCACUUUGGACAAGAUUGUCAGAUACUGGUUCCAAAUGGCGUCAUGUGUACAAGGCAUUAGCUGUUAUUGAGUACUUGAUCGCAAAUGGAUCAGAACGUGCAGUUGAUAACAUUAUCGAGCAUACUUUUCAAAUCUCAGCACUUUCAGGAUUUGAAUAUGUUGAACCUAAUGGAAAGGAUGUUGGGAUCAAUGUGAGAAAGAAGGCAGAAACCAUCUCAGCUCUUUUGAAUGAUAAACAAAAAAUACAAGCAGCCAGAGACAAAGCUGCUGCAACCCGUGAUAAGUAUUUUGGACUGUCCUCAACUGGAAUAACAUAUAAAUCAAGUCCAGCCUCAUAUGGCAGUGAUGGCUUUAGCGAUCAUUAUGGAAGCCUAAGUGGUUCAAGGGAAGGUGACACUUUUAGAGAUAAUUACCGAGACAGUGAAUCACAUGGAAGUGUUGCUAAUGAAAAUGAACGGAGCAAAUCAAAGAAGGCAGUAGCACAUCAAACCAGGGAUCAAGAUUCUUUAACAUCAAAAUCAAAGCCAUCAACUAAGCCAGGCCAUUCUCCACCUCCUAAAAGUCCAAUUGUUCAAGCAACUAGCAGCGAGGAUGAUUUUGAUGACUUCGACCCACGUGGAUCUUCAAAAACUGGAUCAGCUAAUACAAGCUCUAGCCAGGUUGAUCUAUUUGGACAAAGCUUAGUGGGCAACCUUAUGGAUGAACUAGUUUCUCUUCCAACAGAGACAACCAUGCAUAGCAAUCCUGCAACAACUGAAGUUGAUCUUUUUGCUGAUGCAACUUUUCAAUCGGCCUCACCUCAAGCCGAAGCAACAGCAACUUCUCAUACCCAGAGCAGCAUUGAUCUCUUUGCCAGUCAACCUGCAAUUCCUGCUGCAUUUCCUUCAACUAAUGUGGACUUUUUUUCCGCACCAGACCCAGGCUUGUCCUCUGAAACAAAGUCUCCCAUUUCUGAGCCUGCAAGCACCAAAGUCUUUGAUCCUUUUGCUGCAAUUCCAUUAGACAAUUUUGAGGGCUCUGACCCAUUUGGUGCCUUGACUUCUCAUUCUGAACCAGCAACUACAAAACCUUCACAACAUUCUACAACCAGCAGCCCAAACAAUCUGGAUGAGACUUUUGGUGAUUUCACCUCUCAUACUGAAGCAGCAACUACAGAACCUUUACAGCAUUCUACAAAUAACAGCCUCAACAACCUGGAGCAGACGUCUUUAAAAGCAUCCAAGCCUGCCCUCAAAGACACUUUUCAGGUUAAGUCUGGAAUAUGGGCUGAUUCCUUGAGCCGUGGACUAAUUGAUCUGAAUAUAACUGCACCCAAGAAGGUAAAUCUAGCAGAUAUUGGGAUUGUUGGGGGGCUUGGUGAUGGCCCUGAUGAGAAGGAAAAAGGACUUCCAAGUUCAGCAUACAUGGGGAGAGCCAUGGGCAUGGGCACUGGUCUUGGUAGGUCCGGGUUUCCAUCAACUACAAUGGGAACAAGUGGGAGCUUUUCAACAUUUGGCCAACAACAGUUUGGAAGCUUCAAGUGAUGUUGCAUCUAAAAUUUUUUGAUAUUCUUUUCUCCAGCCAUUGGUUAUUCCUGUAAGAAUUUGCAUAAUUUUAUUGGUUGCACAUUGCAUUUUAUUUGUUUCGCUCUACAUUGCAUUGUUGUUCUUGUUAUGCACUCGCACGAGUUUUACAAAUUAAGAAGACUUUCUGCCAAACCGUAUUGAUAGUG